ACGGACGGAUGGAUGGAUGGAUGGAUGGAUGGAUGGAUCUGGGCUGGUUAAACGGACGAGGGCACAUAUUAUAGGCCAUUAGCUCGGCGCCGCUAAUGUAAUGCUCGGCUCUAACCCCGCAUCCGAGUCGCAGACGCGGAGUCCGGUUCGCGGGGGAGGUGACAUUACAGGUCAGCGCCCGGGCCCAGGGUCCAUGUUUACCAUGAUCAGGAAGGAUGCGUCCGUCCGCGGCUUGGACGUGGAGUUCGAAUUCGAAAUGCUGCAGGUCGUUCUGGGUUCGGGGAAUAUUCGACGAGGAAUCUGCGCUCCGGUGGGGCUCUGGUUUCCAGGGCACUCGUUUUGGGCGAGGGGAGGGAGCGCGGCCACUGGGCGGCAGGCGGGAGGGAAUCGGGGGCCGAAUCGUCUCCGGCCCUUGCAUAUGCUUCAAAGGCCAGAAUGGCUAAGGCGAAUCUUCGCUGUGCGUCAGGCUGUCUCGAUGUCUUGCAGAACCCGGGUACCGGACCUGGCGAACGCGUGCGAUUGAGUUCGGAGUACUGCUCAGGCGCCAUUCGUGCCCUGGUUUUGUAUGUUCGUUCUCACGAAGACAGACCAGCGAAAAUAUAUGUUCUGCUUUGUUGGAGUGCUGGCUGGCUUCCUGUGGACAACUCAGUUUCACUACACACAACAUGUCCCCCGCCUCAAUGUUCUCGCUCUCUUCGAUAUCAUUCACUCUCGAUUCAUUGACCCCACCGAAGCCUUCCUCACGAGCAAUCAUUAACCCCCAUGAUCACGUCCCAAAGUAGACAAGCGAACAAUUCCUUUUGUGCGCACAUACAUUUGUGGUGAAAUGAUAUAUGGAACCUCAAGCUGGAACAGAACCGGAAGAUUUCAGCCACACGAAAGCCGGUAUUCCACAAGAAAAAAGGUCACUUGGAACUAAGAAUUCAGAUACAUCUUGUUACUCUUACAUACCUCCAUAGUCAUUUCAAAUUAACUUUAUAUGUUUCAUGGACUGGAAAGAAUAUCUGAGAGAUUGCAAG
Messenger RNA from Marchantia polymorpha subsp. ruderalis, 1019 nucleotides. Lineage: Eukaryota; Viridiplantae; Streptophyta; Marchantiopsida; Marchantiales; Marchantiaceae. The record is from the annotation of a GenBank genome assembly.